AAUGACCUAGUAGUGGACACAAGCCUGGUGGGUAUUGUCCUGAACGGUCUGUCUCACCUCCACCAUGUCCUCUGCAAAGCCCACUUUGCCGUCUGUCUCAUACAUGGACUUGGGGGAAAUCUCAGUGAGGGAUCUCGUGAAGUCUUUGCGAAGGAGACUGUUACUGCGACAUGCAUUUGAUAAGCUGCGUUCCACGCAGGUGGCUAUGGUUCACUGCAGUGCUCAGACCAACCCAAGCCACAUCCUGCAGAAGCUGAGCCAGACAUGCAUGGUGAUCUCCACAAACACAGGCCGCGUCUACCGACCCAAGGACUGCGAGCGCCUGCUGCUCUAUCUCAAGGACAUCAACCUGCCCAAGCCAGACAAGUGGGGGACUUGUCAGAUGAUUGCUUUCUUACAGCAGGUGGUGACCUACAAUGGUUUCUAUGACUCUAAUCUGGAGUGGGUUGGAUUGGAAGGUGUCCAAAUUGUGGCCAGCAUGAACGCCGGUGCCACCCUGGGCCGACACAAACUGACCCCUCGCUUCACCUCUGUCGUGCGUGUCUGUAACGUUGGGUACCCAGACCGUGACCAACUCCAGACAAUCUACAGUGCGUAUCUCCGUCCCAUCAUGCACCGGCAGCUGGCCCGUCACUCUGUGUGGGGCAGUGCUUCCAAGGUCCACGCUCUGGCCGCCAGCAUGAUACAGUUCUAUGAACAGCUAAGGUCAAGAUUCACAGUGGAUGACCACAGCCACUACCUGUUCACACCACGUGACCUCACCAACUGGACCUUGGCCUUGCUACGCUACGACCUCACGGCAGGGUCAAAGGACAAUACUGCAGACACCGUGCUGGAGGUGUGGGCCUAUGAGGCCAGGCGGCUCUUCCGUGACCGCAUUGUUGGCCAGGACAACCGCAGCAAGUUCGACAACAUGCUUAUGUCGGUUGUGCGUUCUGAUUGGUCUGCAGACAUCUUUGAUAACAUUGACAACACCUACUUUGUGACCUGGGGGGCCCGCACAGACUCAGGAGGUCCAGCAGUCGGGGCAGGCGCCCCAUUACCUCCCUUUGGCAAGCCACUUGGGAAACUGUCAGAGGAAGAUCUCAAGGCCACCAUCGAAAAAGGCAUCAGGAUGUACAGUCGAGAAAACCGGGAGCUGGACAUCCUGAUCUUCCGUGAGGUCCUAGACAACAUGGCGCGGGUAGACCGUGUACUGACCAAGCCUAGCGGGUCACUGCUUAUGGCGGGUCGCAGCGGCGUGGGUCGCCGGACAGCGGUCAGUGUUGUGGCCAGCAUGCACCAGAUGCAACUCUUCUCUCCCAAAAUUUCCAGGGGCUAUGGCCUCAAGCAGUUCAAGAAUGAUCUCAAGACGGUGAUGCAACAAGCCGGUAUAGAGGGUGAGCAGGUCGUCCUCCUGCUAGAAGACCACCAGUUUGUGGAGCCUCAGUUCCUGGAGUUGGUCAACAGUCUCCUGUCUGCUGGUGAAGUGCCGGGAUUGUAUUCACCUGAGGAGUUGGAGCCCCUGCUCACACCGCUCAGAGAUCUGGCAUCAGAGGUCGGAUUCCGUGGAACUAUGAUCAGUUUCUUUGCCGCUCGUGUGUUACACAACUUGCACAUCGUCCUGGUGAUGGACAGCACAGCCAACAGUUUUACUUUACACUGUGAGAGUAACCCUGCCUUGUACAAGCAGUGCUCGGUGCAGUGGAUGGAAGGCUGGAGCCGGGAGAGCAUGGUCAAGGUCCCAUGGAUGCUGUUGACGAGACCACCAAAGAUCGAGGGUGGUUCGAUCGGCGAGCCAAAGGGACACAAGAAGAAGCUGUCCGGAGGAGAAGAGUUGUUGAAAUGUUUCCUUCACGUACACGAGUCGUGCAGCGCUCUGGGUGCCACGCCACGCCGCUACAUGGUGUUCCUGAACACGUACCAGUCCGUGUAUGAGAAGAAGAAGAGCAGCAUUCAGGAGAAGCAGCAGCAUCUACAGGCGGGCGUGUCCAAACUUAAUGACGCCAAAGUCCUGGUGGAUGACCUGAAGAGAAAAGCCGGAGAACAGAGCCACCUACUGGCCGAGAAACAGGGGGAGGCUGAUGCGGCUCUCAAGGAAAUCACAGUGAGCAUGCAGAACGCCGGUGACCAGAAGCUGGAGAUGGAAGAGUUGAAGAAAAGUGCUGCGGAGGAGAACAAAGUACUGGAGAAGAGGAAGAAGGCCAUUGACACAGAACUAGCAGAGGUGGAGCCACUAGUCCAGGAAGCCCGCCGCGCCGUGGGUAGCAUUAAGACAGAGUCGCUCUCUGAGAUUCGAGCACUGCGAGCGCCACCUGACGUGAUCCGGGACAUCUUGGAGGGUGUUCUGAGGCUGAUGGGGAUCUUUGACACCUCCUGGGUCAGCAUGAAAAGUUUCUUGGCAAAGAGAGGAGUGAAGGAGGAGAUCCAGACUUUCGAUGCCAGGAAAAUUUCACCAGAGAUCAGGAAGAGUGUGGAAGAGUUGCUAAAGAAGAACAAAGAUUCUUUUGAUCCAAAGAGUGCCAAGCGAGCAUCACAGGCAGCUGAGCCCCUAGCAGCAUGGGUUCGAGCCAACGUCCAGUACUCUUAUGUCCUGGAGAAGAUAGAGCCCUUGGAGCAGGAACAGAAUGAUCUCAGAAGAAACUUAGAGAAGGCUGAGUCUCGCAUGGCAAAGUUGAGCCAGGCCCUUGGGGAAGUGGAUCGUAAAGUGGCACAACUGCGUACUCGCUUUGAGAACUUGACGAAGGAAGCGGCAGAGCUGAAGAUCAAGCUAGACAAAGAGAAUGAGACCAUCGAUGCGGCAGAAACUCUUGUGUCGAAAUUGGAGGGAGAAUACCAGCGCUGGAACCAACAGGUUGGUGAGCUGUCUGCUGAGCUCCAAACCCUGCCCAAACGUGCUCUCCUGGCGGCCGCCUUCAUUGCCUAUCUGUCGGCCGCGCCUGAGGACCAGAGGAGGGACUAUCUGCGACAGUGGCGAGAUACCAUCGGCGUCGACCGCUUCGACUUGAGACGCUUCCUGUCUACGGAGAGUGAGCAGCUCAUCUGGAAGGGGGAGGGGCUGCCCUCAGACGAUCUCUCUAUGGAGAAUGCUUUGGUCAUCUUACAGAUACACGAUAUUCCUGUCGGGAGCUCCCUACGACCUUUUCUGGUGGACCCAUCGUCAAGGGCAACAGAGUGGCUCAAAGUUCACCUGAAGGAACAGCGGUUGGAAGUUGUCAACCAACAGGAUGCCAACUUCAGCACAGCUCUGGAGCUGGCUGUUCGCUUUGGCAAGACGCUGAUCAUACAGGAAGUGGAUGGUGUGGAGCCUGUGCUGUUCCCGCUGCUGCGUGGUGACCUCACUGCUCAAGGCCCUCGCUAUGUGGUGCAGAUUGGAGAGAAGACCAUUGACUACAAUGAAGAGUUCCGACUGUUUCUGACCACAAGGAACCCGAACCCCGAGAUCCCACCAGAUGCAGCAGCCAUCAUCACCGAGGUCAACUUUACCACCACACGGGCCGGACUCACAGGACAGCUUCUAGCUAACACCCUACAGCAUGAGAAGCCAGAGCUGGAGGUUCGCAAGACGGAACUUCUCAAACAGGAAGAGGAUCUCAAGAUACAGCUGGCUAAGCUGGAGUCCAGUCUGCUUCAGGAGCUGGCCAAUGCUAAGGGCAACAUUCUGGAGAACAAAGAACUCUUGGACUCUCUCAAUCAGACUAAGGCCAGCAGCAUCACCAUCUCAGAGUCUCUCACGGAGUCGGUGCGCCUGCAGGCCUCUCUGGACCAGGAGCGCAACACUUACCUCCCCCUGGCGGAGAGCGGCAGCUGCUUGUACUUCGUCAUCUCUGACCUGGCUAAGAUCAACAACAUGUACCGGUUCUCCCUGGCCGCCUUCCUCAGGCUGUUCCAGAGGGCACUGCUCCAUAAACAUGAUGGCAGUGGCACGGAGCUACGUAUCAAGACACUGAGCUCCCAGCUUCAGAUGCUGGUCUACGAGUACGUCUGUCGGUCACUCUUCAAGGCUGACCGCAUGAUGUUUGCCAUGCAUAUGGUUCACGGAUACCGCCCCGAUCUCUUCUCUGAGAACGAGUGGGAGGCUUUCUCUGGCAUGUUAGUGGCAGAUGUGAAGGGAGACAGCAGUCGUCUCCCCUCCUGGGUGGACCAGGAAAGACAGUCUGCCAUGGCAGCCUUCAAGACCAACUUCCCUCGUCUGUACCAAGAACUAGACCUGGAGGACUCCGGCCUGUGGUCAAACUUUGCCCGCAGCAGUCAGUGUGAGCAGGAGUUUCCCUCGGCUGUGGAACGCCGCUUGUCUCUGUUCCAGCAGGUCUUGGUGGUUCAGGCAACCAGGCCAGACAGGCUGGUCAGCGCCAUGGGGCUGUUUGCUUGUCGGGCGCUUGGCAUGAAAGAGCUGUCUCCUCCAUCCGUGAACCUGAAGAAACUGUACACAGAGUCAAUCGCAGCCGAACCCAUUCUCAUCGUUAUCUCCACCGGUGCUGACCCCUCACAGGAGCUGCAGGAGCUGGCCACAGAGACAGUGGGCUUUGAGAGGUAUCACCAGGUGGCCAUGGGUCAAGGUCAGUCGGAGCUGGCCAUGAAGCUGGUGCGGGAGUGUUCUAAGAAUGGAGAUUGGUUGUGUCUUAAGAAUCUUCACCUGGUCACUGCCUGGCUGCCUAUACUGGAGAAGGAGAUCAACACCAUGCAGCCUCACGCAGAUUUCCGACUGUGGCUCACCUCGGAAGUGCAUCCUAAGUUCCCCACCAUUCUGCUACAGUCCAGCCUCAAGGUCACUUAUGAGGCUCCCCCUGGAGUGAAGCGUAACCUGAUCCGCACAUACGAGAGCUGGUCCCCAGAGUACGUGUCCCGUGGCGGGAGUGUCAUACGUUCCCAGGCUCUGUUUGCCCUGGCAUGGUUCCACGCGGUCAUGCAGGAGCGACGUAUGUACGUCCCACAGGGCUGGACCAAGUUCUACGAGUUCUCCACUUCUGACCUCCGUGCGGGCGCUGACAUCAUAGACAGGCUGUGUAAAGGAGCUUUGUACGAUGCUAACACAUUCAGGAACAGUGGCUCAGGUGAUGAGAUCCAGUGGCAGUUUUUCCAGGGCUUGUUUGAGUUUGCCAUCUACGGAGGUCGUGUUGACAACGUGUUUGACCUCAGGGUCAUGGUCUCCUACCUCCAGCAGUUCUUCAACGGCUCGGUCAUCUCCCAGCAGAACAAAAACAAAAGGCUGGGACCACUCAAGAUACCAGGAUCUACCAACAUUAGGGACUUUGCUGAUGUCAUUGAAAGUCUACCAGAGUUUGACCGGCCAUCCUACUUUGGCCUACCAGAGAACAUAGAGCGUUCGACACAGCGCAACACCAGCAUGCAGGUCAUCACCCAGCUACGCGUGCUGCAGCGAUCUGACGCCAAGGCCAGCAAGUUUGACAAGGAGGUCUGGGCCUCCGAACUGGGACCAAUACUCAACAUGUGGAAGAAACUCAAUCAGGGUCAGAACCUGAUCCAGACCAAGGUCUCGCCCCCUGCCGAGAGGUCAGGCCAAGACUCUCCCGUGUUGACCUUUGUCCUCCUAGAGCGCUACAAUUCCAUCAAGCUGGUACAGCUGGUGCACGGCUCGCUGGCGGCCUUGAGCAAGGUCAUCCGGGGCACACAGCUGUUGACCUCUGACGUGCAGAACCUGGCUGCUGCUCUUCUCAACCAGGAGACACCUCUGAAGUGGCUGAGCCAAUGGGACGGGCCGGAGGAUCCGAUCCAAUACCUGCGGGGACUUGUGACACGUGCCUCUGCCAUCCAGACAUGGGUAGAGCGGGCAGAGUCGGGGGCCUUGCUGCGGGAGACAUUAGAUCUGUCAGAAUUGUUCCGACCUGACACUUUCCUCAACGCAUUCAGACAGCAGAUUGCUAGAGAGAGCAAGUGUUCUAUGGACAGUCUCAAGUUUGCCUGCACGUGGCGAGGGUCAGUGCAGGGUGCAAAGACCAUCAUAAAGAUUGGCGGCCUCAUGCUGGAGGGAUGUACGUUUGAUGGGAGUCGACUCGCUGAGAACCAACGAGACUCUUCCACUGUGUCGGCCAUACCGCCAUGUGUCGUGUCAUGGAUUCCCAAGGAUUCCCCGGACCCCUAUGGCAUGGAGGAGACCAUCUCACUUCCCAUCUACUACUGGGCCGCUCGUGAUCGGAUUGUGACUCAACUAGAGGUGCCCUGUGGGGGAAACAAGGACCAGUGGCUGCAGACCGGGGCCGCCCUGUUCCUGAAGAACGAUUAGAUGGACACAGAGGCAUAUAUGCGCGUGCAUGCAUGCACGCACGCACGCACGCGCACCCACACUCACAGACACACACACACACACACACAUACAUGGACAAGGGGCUGAAGACCAAGGCAAAAAUGUUUCUCAAGACUGGUUUUAAGUAACCCUACACAAACAUCCACCGACAGAGAGGCACACAGCACACAGUAGGGGGGAGUGAGAGAAUCAUGAUGCUUCUCCUGAAAAAUUAUUAGAGCGCUGGUCAUCACUCACUCGCAUGGAGACUUGCCGACACUCAGACACAGACCGAGGUGAAUCUUUUUCUUGAAAGAGGGAUGGGGAGGGACACUUGUCACACACACAUGGAGGCAGGCACACGAAGGACAAACACUGUUACAGAUAUAUUGUAAACGCAGACAUUCAUGCUCACUAUUACAAACAAAAUCACACACACACACACACACACACACACACACACACACACACACACACACACACACACACACACACACACACACACACACACACACAUGGAGGCAGUUCCACAAAUAUACGGACACACCUAGUUACAUGUACAUUGUAUGCGCUGGCACUCGUGCACACUAGCACAUACACACUCAGGCACACACAUGCUGACCAUUAGCAUGACCUGGACUGACCUAGACAUUAACACCUAACAGACUGUCAAUCUACUCUAUAAAGACAUUCUAUAAAUGAAUUAGUAACAUCUUUGUUUCUUCAAUGUUAUAGACUUUGUGAUGAUUAUUUUAACGUGAUAAUGUUUGCCUGUUGAAGCUUUGAGUGUUGUACCAUACUGAUUUUGAUUCACCCAUCAAGACUGUGAUAUCUCAGCUUUAUAAAAAUCCACGUCCGUCCUUCGGGUCUGGUCAAUCUUUGUUAUUAUGCUCUUUUUUCUCUUACUCUGAUUGUGUCAUAUAUGUAGGUGGGUGGAGGGUGCAACUAGUAGAUCUAUUCUAGAUCUACUUCUUUUUUUCCCUCUCUUGGUUCCGUCUGUCUGACAUUUUUUCAGCACUCUGACCGUAAUAAUGUGUCCAUAUACUUCUUUUUAUUCAAACAAAAAAAAAA
Aplysia californica (California sea hare) is the source of this 7294-nucleotide messenger RNA. Its product is annotated as cytoplasmic dynein 2 heavy chain 1. Gene Ontology annotation, cellular component: dynein complex. The record is from RefSeq and is a predicted model, not a curated record. NCBI's taxonomy places the organism in Eukaryota, Metazoa, Mollusca, Gastropoda, Aplysiida, Aplysiidae. Gene Ontology annotation, molecular function: dynein intermediate chain binding; ATP binding; minus-end-directed microtubule motor activity. Gene Ontology annotation, biological process: microtubule-based movement.